Myodes glareolus (Bank vole) is the source of this 2435-nucleotide messenger RNA. RefSeq names its product leukotriene B4 receptor 2 (gene Ltb4r2). NCBI's taxonomy places the organism in Eukaryota, Metazoa, Chordata, Mammalia, Rodentia, Cricetidae. Gene Ontology annotation, cellular component: plasma membrane. Gene Ontology annotation, molecular function: G protein-coupled peptide receptor activity; leukotriene B4 receptor activity. Gene Ontology annotation, biological process: neuropeptide signaling pathway. The record is from RefSeq and is a predicted model, not a curated record.
GUGCGCUUCUGUGUUGUUCCCAGGCUGACGUCUUGUUUCUGAGUAAAGCUGAGAUCUUAGCCCUGGUGAAGUAAGAGAUGUGUCAAGCCUGGACUCUGUCCCCCCCUUGCCUGGCAUGAGGCAGGGUUAGGUACCUCAUUCACUGUGGCUUCACCUGUCAUCCUUCCUAAACUUGACACCCAACACUGUUCUCUCCCAGCUGGCCCCCUUUUAGGAGGAUGUCAGUCUGCUACCGUCCGCCUGGGAAUGAGACGCUGCUGAGCUGGAAGGCCUCGCGAGCCACCGGCACCGCCUUCCUACUGCUGGCGGCAUUGCUGGGACUGCCGGGCAACGGCUUCGUAGUGUGGAGUUUGGCGGGGUGGCGACCCACCGCGGGGCGGCCGCUGGCGGCCACACUUGUGCUGCACUUGGCGCUGGCCGACGGCGCGGUCCUUCUGCUCACCCCACUCUUUGUGGCCUUCCUGAGCGGGCAGGCCUGGCCCCUAGGCCAGGUGGGCUGUAAGGCAGUGUACUACGUGUGCGCACUCAGCAUGUACGCCAGCGUGCUGCUCACCGGACUGCUCAGCCUGCAGCGCUGCCUAGCUGUCACUCGGCCCUUUCUGGCUCCCCGACUACGUAGCCCGGCUCUAGCCCGCCGCCUGUUGCUGGGGGUCUGGCUGGCCGCCCUGGUGCUCGCUGUUCCGGCCGCCGUCUACCGCCACCUCUGGGGCGAUCGCGUGUGUCAACUGUGCCACCCAUCGGCCGUGCACGCCGCUGCUCAUCUGAGCCUGGAGACCCUGACUGCUUUCGUCCUGCCUUUUGGAACAGUACUCAGCUGCUAUGGCGUGACGCUGGCACGUUUGCGGGGCGCGCGCUGGGGCUCUGGGCGACACGGCACACGAGUGGGUCGUCUGGUGAGCGCCAUCGUGCUGGCCUUUGCCUUGCUCUGGACCCCCUACCAUGCGGUCAAUCUCUUGCAGGCAGUGGCUGCGCUCGCUCCACCGGAAGGGCUCCUGGCCAGGCUUGGCGGGGCGGGCCAGGCGGCGCGCGCUGGAACUACAGCCUUGGCAUUUUUCAGUUCCAGCGUCAACCCGAUGCUCUACGUUUUCACUGCGGGGGAUCUGCUGCCCCGGGCGGGGCCCCGGUUCCUCACUCGGCUCUUUGAGGGUUCUGGAGACACCAGAGGAGGCAGCCGCUCUAGGGAGGGUACCAUGGAGCUCCGAACUACACCGAGGCUGAAAGUAAUGGGGCAGGGCAGGGGCAAUGGAGACCCUGGAGGCGGAGGCAGGAUGGAGAAGGAUAGUCAGGAAUGGUAGCCAAGACCUCAAACUUGGGACUUCCCUACCGCUUUCCAUUGUUCUUGGAGCUCUAGGGUAGUUGGGGGAUCCUUCUCUGAUUGCAGUUUGAGUUUGGCUGGACAGGUUUACUCUAUAGGCCCAGAUUACUCCAAAUCAUGGGAUUGUAUGGGUGACUAUGGCCUAUGUUCAAAACUGGUGCUUGCAGUACAGCUUGGAUUCAAGUACCAGAAAUGCUUACCUAUUGCCAGCAGCUAUUCUUGUGAAAUAGACUGGGAAGUCAUUAACUAAUGGCUUAAAUGUGCUCCUGAUAGUGGUUAAUCAUGCCUGUGUUGUACUGAAGCCACCUGGCUCUCUACUGGGAAAGGCCAGGACUAGACAGUGCCAGUCUUCAGCCGCUUUCUGUCCUGCCUCCCCAUCCAGGGUACCAGGCCUGUCUCUAGAAGCACUGUGGAGUCUGGAUAGGGAUGCAUAAAAUCUAUCCUUAGAGGCAUGGAGGAGGAGGAAACUGGCCUGCCAGGGGGAAGUAAAUCUGUGCAGCAUAAAAGGGAAGGGUUCUGCUUGUCUUACGGUCAGCGCAGGGAGAAGGAGGCACACGGCUGAAUGGUAGUGCAGGAGCCUGGGACUGAAAGACUGAACUUUUCCCUCUAUCCCUCUGCUCACCCCACACCCCUCCAGAAGCCACCAGGCCUGUGGGGAGCCUCGGGAGCCAGCACACUUUACAAGAGGAAGCUUGGGGGUUGAGGAGGAGGUAUGGCGAAUGGCUGGGAUAUCUGGAAAACUGAAAGAAGCAUUCGGGAAGGUGGCGCCUUUCCUUCCUCCGUCUUUUCUCUCUGCUGCCUUCCCUCUUCCCAGGGUGCUAGCUGUUCCUAGCCUGUCCCUAUUGCUUCCCAGCCUCCACCUCUGGAAUCUCCCUAUUAUCAGAUCUAGAACCUGAAUGACACUUUUGAUUUGGGUGACAGUAGAAUGCAAUUUUUUUUUCUUUAGGGGACAACACGGACACACACAUGACUGGUCCGUCUUGUUGUCUCAGAACAUUCUUACUAGCCCUCGAUUUCUUAUUCCUAGACCCUUCGGUCCCUAGCGAACUGAGGUGGCUGACCUCCCAAGUGGUUACUCUGGGAUCUUCUUCAAUGACUUUUCUCACCCUUCAAGCAGAGG